UGAUUUUCACAGUACGGUUUUAGAACGCCAACCAAGCACACAGCGCGCAUAGAAACGGAAUAAUAAAACAACGCGUUUCAAACGAUUAAAGGACUACAGUGAAAAAUAUACAAAAAGGAUACAAAUUGCACCAAUAAUUUUAAAAAAUGCCAUUAAAGAAGAAGGACGAAUAUAUACCCAUCAAGUGUGAGGGUUGGAAUGGCAAAUUCGUGUACAGUAACGGUGCGGCGAAUAAUGUUUCGAAAGUGCGCCGACACAAUCAAAAUGUCACCGAUACCUCCAACUUCUAUGGCUACAGCAAUGAACCGAUCAUUCUGCCCGUGAGCUGGGACGGCACAUUUGCCAAGAGCGGCGAGACACGCAUACAACCAGAGCGCAAUCGUUCCGACGAUUCAGAAUACUUUCAGUACAAUACGGAACCCACAGUGCUGCCAACGCAAUGGAAUGGAGAAUUCCAGCUCGAUCCCAAUGAUAUACGCAUCAAACCCGAGCGCAAUCACUCGGAUCCGCGUGACUAUGCGGAGGCCAACCGUUUCAAGCGUGUCAGUUAAACGCAUGCAGCCAUGGCUUGAAGCAUUUGGUGGUUCUGGCAAUUCGGCACUGAAACUGUUUUAAGUUUUUUUACUAACAACGUGAUUUUUUGAAUUACUAAGCAUUAUUACACAGUUUUGCGCAACGUGGCUUGUUUACUUAAAAACAUGGCGUUCCAUAUAUGAGUAAUUUUUUUGAAUUCGUACAAUUAUUCUUUACGAGUUCUUGCCCAAACAAUUCACUGAUACUCACUUAUAACGGUGCUAAAGAAAAGUGUAAAAUUUGUAAAUUGUGAUUAUAUUUAUCC
Bactrocera tryoni is the source of this 838-nucleotide messenger RNA. RefSeq lists its product as uncharacterized. The record is from RefSeq and is a predicted model, not a curated record. NCBI's taxonomy places the organism in Eukaryota, Metazoa, Arthropoda, Insecta, Diptera, Tephritidae. The coding region runs from base 147 to 551 and encodes 134 amino acids. The transcript has a single exon.